This is a messenger RNA of Triticum dicoccoides, 2752 nucleotides long. RefSeq lists its product as uncharacterized. NCBI's taxonomy places the organism in Eukaryota, Viridiplantae, Streptophyta, Magnoliopsida, Poales, Poaceae. The coding region runs from base 156 to 1586 and encodes 476 amino acids. The transcript has 18 exons. The record is from RefSeq and is a predicted model, not a curated record.
AGGUGGAUUAUGGUUUUGCAAGCUUGAGGUCCAACCUGCUGCCAAGAAUUUGUGCUUAUUCUUGUCCAAUAGUUAAGAAAUUAAUUCAGCUAGAGAGGGAGAACCCAGGACAUUAGCCGACAAGGCCGGAAGGCUACAGGGAGCAACAAGAAUGGAUGUGGCAUCCUCUGAUGGCAACAACAACUAAUUCAUUGUUUGCGUGUGACAACAAAAAUGGUGGAGUAGAUGCCCAUGAUGAACGUAGCUCAAACGGUGAUGCAAAUGAAGACGGAGUCGACAAUGCAAAUCCAGUCAUCCAUGAAGAAAUGCCAGUUAAUGAAUAUGAAGAUCAUGGAUCGCAUGGAUGGCAGAUAUCUGUGUGGGAUCAAGCGAACGAAUGUAGUGAGCCAACAGUGCCAGACUACGACACAUAUGAUGAGGAAGAUGAUAGUCAUCAAGUGCGCACUGCAACUAGUCAUGGUUUGCUUGCUAUUAUCACGGGGCAAGGUAAUCCUUCUCAGGCAGUCAUUCUGAAUGAUGAAACAGGGGAAAAUGACAGCUUCACGCAGUCCCGGUCCAGGAGCCAAGAAUAUAAUGGAGAGAUUUCCGAAAUUGAAAGUGAAGGAGAAGUGAUUCAGGUGGUCAUCACUGUGCAAGAGGCUCAAGCUCCAGAAAUCAAUGAGGACGAUGAUCAAGAACGCCUUGUAAUUAAUGAGGGAGGCUAUGAAGCUCGAAGAAGAAGCCGCAUGGUGGAAACCGAUCCAAAUGAUCAUGGGAAAAAGAUAAUGGAACCAGAAAGUGAGUUUGAGUCUUCAGAUAGUGAUGAAGAUAGGAGGACACAGUAUGAAUGCAUAAGAAGAAAUCAUGCGAGGGUUCUACAACGUGAGGAGAGACGUCAACAAGCUCUAGCUCUCCGUCGAGGCCCAGUUAUAAGCAUACCAGCUCUUCCAGUGAUUGCCUCACCCUACACACAGGCUGGACUAGUGGCAAAUGAUGCGCCGUCAGGGAUUGAUCUGCCAACAUUUCAGCCUGCAGCCGAGACACAAGCCGGACCAGUGCCAACUGAUGCGCUAGCAUGGGUGGCUCUCCCACCAUUUGAGCCUGCAGUGCCAAUCGUUGACUUGACAGGAAGCAGUCCAGAGCAAUAUGGUCACGGAUCUAUUCGACUGCCUGACCAUACUAUUGCAACUGAAAAUGUGAAGACUGAAACCGUUGAAGGAGAGGUUGUGCAAACAGUGAUGAUGCCAGCAAACCUAAACAUUGAGGAUGGAACUCGUAACAGAGGAAACAAUCAUAGCCUCAAGUUUCAAACAACAAUAGACGGACUGGGAUAUGUUGGAGCAUCACCACCAGUUGGCUACGGUGGCAUUACACAUAGAGAAGAAGUUCCAUAUGACAUAGCUGCAACUGACAAUCCACAAAGGACAUGGUCACUGGAUGCGGUAACUCAGAACCAGGGCUCAGGAGGCGACAGAAGCGAAGUGCUAAUAGAGGGAGGCAACAAUGCCGCCAAAGAAGACGCCUUGAAAGAUCAGACAAACACGCAGCACACAUACAGAGUUCGGAUGAAUGCAAUGAUAGUGAUGACGGAGGGGGACAAAAUUUGACAGACGACAUUGCCAUGAUGAAUCAAAUGGAGAUUCAUCGAAGAUGGCUCACAAACAGUGGGCAGGGGUGUCCUUCAGAGCAACGCAGGCUAUGUCUUCCCAGGAAUUUGAGGAAAUGGUACAAACACCUGGUCCCAUAUCUGAUAGUUAUGUUGGGGGAAGAGUGUGAAUGAAUUUGGGCCAAAUGGGCACCUAACAAGCGUGGGUUGGGGAGCAGUUUCGCGAAUGCUUACAUGGAAGGAUGGACACAUGUUGGGUGACUGGGAGAUCAGGUGCCGACAUAUAUUCAACUUGCGUUUUGUGCUAGCUCUCAUGUACAGGUCAUACGAUUUGGACUUUGAAUUCAUGAAUAAGAUGAUGAGUUAUGAGGCACUCGGCUAUCAGAUGCAAUGGACAAAGAAGCUAAUGCUCCCAGUUCCAAUGAUGGAAAGCUGGUCUCUAUAUGUUGUGGAUGUUGAAGAAAGGACUUUGUUGGUCAUGGACCCAUGCGAGACGUUCGAGCCUAUCAAUGAGAUGCGAUACAAGCAUGAAGACAAUGCAAACUUCAUCCUGGCAGGACUUCGGCGAUGCAUACAUGAGAACAUCACGGGGUGGUACGUGACAGCUCAAGGCUGGACCAUCCACUACAAUGUUGGCAUGCAUGCUAGCCGUGAACUAGGACAGUUGGUUGCACAUUGUCAACUACAGCAGGGAGUACACUGGCCUAUAUCUCCAGACUAUACUAACCCCUAGCCGCCUAAACUAUCUGCGUCAGUCAAUUGCAUAUGAAGUUAUUUCCAUGAGGGGAAACAUUAGAGAGUUGCCCGACUUCAUGAUUCAGGAGGUGCUGCCAUUCUAAGCUGGUAGACGACAAGACAAUACAUCUUGGACCUAUGAUUUGCGAGCUCAACAUAUGCUGGCUGUCGAAGAAAAGCGUGUUUGCCUCUGCAAGAAAUGUUAGUUGCCAUCCCACAUAUAUGUGGUGUGGUAAUGGUUCCCAUAUUUUCAGCCUCUAUGAAACGAAAACCAAUGUAGCGUCUACCCCAUAUUCCCAGCCUAGCUACCAUCUCUUAGUUGUUCACAAAUUGCUUCUGAACCAGUCAUGUAGAACCUCUAUCUAUUUAUUAUGCCUGUGCCCUUGUCGGUAAUAUGUAACUAAGACAUGUGUGUGCAAGUGUAACUUGUGA